Molecule: messenger RNA, 621 nt
Organism: Sparassis crispa
Lineage: Eukaryota; Fungi; Basidiomycota; Agaricomycetes; Polyporales; Sparassidaceae
Exons: 4
Coding region: 1-621 (206 amino acids)
Source: RefSeq, a predicted model, not a curated record
AUGGGUCACAUAGUCAUUAUCUUCAAUCUGCAUGUUCCUUCGCUGUAUAAUCUUUCGUCGAGUGAUCUUCCCCUCCUUGUUUCUGUACGCGAGAUCUCGCACCGUCUCCUCUUGUCUCUCCACGAGCCUUCUUUCCCAAGCGAUACCACGUACUCAUCGUUUCCCGAGCCAGCCUCCCCUCUCCCUACUCCCGUGAGCUCCUCGUUCCUCAUGAAUCAUGCGAGCAAUGCUACAACACAGGAAGUUCCACGAGAGUGCGUUCGGAUUGGGUUCGUUACCCCGCCCUUCAAAGAUCCCAAGAUCCCUGUAUCGGACCAUUUGCACGCGCACGCAUAUAACCUACCUGCUGAUCGUAUGGGGUGGUGGCGUGCCAUCGCCUUCAACCCAUUGGCUUGGUAUGCAAUCGAUGACCUCAUUGCAGAGAUUCGGGAAGAGUCAUCUAAUAACCGUAUCCGCUCCGGCAUGAACGCACGUCCCAUUGAUUUCGUCCCGCAUGCUGGGUCACGCAAAGGCACCGCUAGCGGUGUCGAGACAACGGAGCCCUCCCUAGGUGUUGUAGACUUGGAGGGUGGGGAGCUGACAACAGCGGCACGCCGGGGCGGAUCUGUCCACGUUCAAUGA